AUGCGUUCAAAUCCAAGUGAAAUUUUAUCAAUAGCCAUGCAUACAAAACUCACGAGAUUCUUCGAAAAUUCACAAAAUUCUUCUGUUGGAAAAAAGGGGCCUAGUACCGUCGAAAAAGAACUUGGCCAAAACGCCACACCAGAGGAUCCUUUAAUAAUAAGCUGUGCUUUACUUGAAAUUGAAAAUCAUAUUAAACAAUAUGGAAAGAGUCUUGAAGACUUUCCUGAAUUACCUGCCAUACAUUAUGAUUUAUUGGAUUGUAAUAGACAAACACAGCUUUUUAUAGAAGAGACAACUUUUCUACAGGACAAAUUGCAGCAGAUUCUUGAAGGUGUUUCUCUACUAAAUGAUAAACAACGUGCAAUAUAUGAUGCUAUGUUAGCUGGAUAA
Dentiscutata erythropus is the source of this 390-nucleotide messenger RNA. The record is from the annotation of a GenBank genome assembly. Lineage: Eukaryota; Fungi; Glomeromycota; Glomeromycetes; Diversisporales; Gigasporaceae.